Paramacrobiotus metropolitanus is the source of this 508-nucleotide messenger RNA. RefSeq names its product pre-rRNA 2'-O-ribose RNA methyltransferase FTSJ3-like. Gene Ontology annotation, biological process: maturation of 5.8S rRNA from tricistronic rRNA transcript (SSU-rRNA, 5.8S rRNA, LSU-rRNA); rRNA methylation; maturation of LSU-rRNA from tricistronic rRNA transcript (SSU-rRNA, 5.8S rRNA, LSU-rRNA). Gene Ontology annotation, molecular function: rRNA (uridine-2'-O-ribose)-methyltransferase activity; rRNA (guanine) methyltransferase activity. The transcript is spliced from 2 exons. Lineage: Eukaryota; Metazoa; Tardigrada; Eutardigrada; Parachela; Macrobiotidae. The coding region runs from base 75 to 404 and encodes 109 amino acids. Gene Ontology annotation, cellular component: preribosome, large subunit precursor; nucleolus. The record is from RefSeq and is a predicted model, not a curated record.
CCCUGCAAUUUAGUUUUACGUUUUCUGUUGAAAAAGUAUUGUAUAAAAAGUAUACAUCUAAGUUUCGCUCGAAAAUGGGUAAGAAAACGAAAGUGGGAAAAGCCCGUAAGGAUAAAUUCUACCAUCUGGCCAAGGAGACGGGCUAUCGGUCGCGUGCGGCCUUCAAACUGAUCCAGCUGAAUCGCAGCUAUGAAUUUCUGCAGAAAUCCCGUGUUCUCAUCGAUUUAUGCGCGGCUCCCGGUGGCUGGCUGCAAGUGGCCCGCCAGUUCAUGCCCGUGUCCAGUAUAAUCGUCGGUGUCGACUUGGUCCCCAUCAAACCGCUGCCCAAUGUCAUCACCUUCACGGAUGAUAUCACGACAGAGCACUGCAAACAGGUAGGACACGCGCUGGGAAUUUUGGAGUGAGCUAGAUGAAGACGGUCCAAAUGUUUAUCGUCAGUUUAGUGGUUGCAACAUGUUCCCAUGAAUAAGAGUUGUUUCUUCCGUUUUCUAGAAAUUAAAUAUUUUGG